GCUGGUGAAGGGCACCGCUCGGUGCUGAUGCCACCAGCACCACCAGCGCCACCACCACCACCUCCACCACCACCCACCAUCAGCAGCAGUCGAGUGAUAGCGAUCGCGAACGGCGGUGACGCUAACCAGCAGACGAACCGAAACGAUCGUAUCGUGCUGAUGACAGCAACCGAAACCACUACCACCAGUCUGCCAACGACGGUCACUACUACUGCUAGCAGCAGCACCACGGGCUCCAGCUUUUUCAGCGUACACGCGAAGAAAGGCAUCAUCAUUCCGUCGCCCUUAGCCGGCCGCACGAACGGUCGGCGGCUGUUGCACGUAGCGGACGAACUCCUUCCCGCCAGCGUGUUGCCAUCGUUCAACCACAAAGCAGUUGUUUCGGCACCAUCUAGGUGCGGCCGAAAGAGUAUCAUCAUAAAGCAACAGCAACAGCAUCAACAACAGCAUCAGCAGCAGCAGCAGCAGCAGCAGCAACAACAACCGUCGCAGAUAAGUCAUCAGCUCAACUCCAACAAUCAAUCGCUACUGCUACGCCGUCAAACGGACGUGAACAAACAGCAGCACCAUCAGCUGUUACAGUUCCAACCGCUGCCGGAUCCAUACAGCAACGUCGGUGGUGGUGGCAACCCGCGCAAUGGUUGCUCCACAGCCGGCACCAGCGUGCUACUGCAGUGCAACAGUAAUAACAACAUCAAUCAAAUGGGCCUAUCGAUGGCAAAGGGCGUAAAACGGCAGCAGCAACAUCUUCUGCUGCUGCGUGGGGGAGCAAACAGUGGCGAGAGUGGUGCUGGUGGUAGUAGAACGUUCGGUCGUUCUGUUCCGGCCGGUAUCAACACUACCACCGGCAACAAUCUGCUGCUACCGCCGUCCCAAACGGCACCAUCCUCCUCGUCGCCACCGCCCUCGUCCUCAUCAUCGUCCUCUUCGAUUAUGGCAGCAACGGCAGCAGCUGCUGCGGCCGCUGCCGCCCACGCACUACUAGCAGGGCGACGGCACUGGCGAAACGAUUAGCGACCGCUUGAGGAUAAACACCGGCGCACGGUGACGCACGCGUUGUAUGUGUACGUGACCGUGACGUGUGUGUG
Molecule: messenger RNA, 1088 nt
Organism: Anopheles moucheti
Lineage: Eukaryota; Metazoa; Arthropoda; Insecta; Diptera; Culicidae
Product: ras guanine nucleotide exchange factor G-like
Exons: 1
Coding region: 28-1014 (328 amino acids)
Source: RefSeq, a predicted model, not a curated record